AUGUCUCGAGUUCACAGUAUGCAUCCCAAGGAGACCAUGCGUCAGCUUAGUUUAGCAGUAAAGGAUGGCCUUGUUGUCGAAACCUUGACUGUGGGAUGCAAGGGUUCAAAAGCUGGUAUUGAGCAAGAAGGAUACUGGCUGCCUGGGGAUGAGAUUGACUGGGAAACAGAAACUCAUGACUGGUAUUGUUUUGAAUGCCAUUUGCCUGGAGAGGUGUUGAUAUGUGACCCGUGUUUUCGUGUGUAUCAUUCCAAGUGUUUAUCUGAUGAGUUCAGGCUUAGAGACAGCAGUAGUCACUGGCAAUGCCCAGUUUGCAGGAGCAUUAAGAAGAAGAACACCAGUAAGCAGGAGAUAAGCACAUACUUGCGUUUCAUUGUCUCCCGAAUGAAGGAACAGGCUAUUGAUCUAAACAAAAAAGGCAAAGACAACAAACAUCCAAUGUAUCGUCGGCUAGUACACACAGCCAUUGAUGUUUCAACCAUACAGGAGAAAGUAAAUGAAGGAAAAUACAGAAGUUAUGAGGAAUUCAAAGCAGAUGCUCAGCUGCUUCUACACAACACUGUGAUUUUUUAUGGAGUGAACAGUGAACAAGCUGAUAUAGCCAGGAUGCUUUACAAAGAUACCUGCCAUGAGCUGGAUGAACUUGAGCUUUGCAAGAACUGUUUUUAUUUAUCAAAUGCGCGUCCUGACAAUUGGUUCUGCUAUCCUUGUAUACCAAAUCAUGAACUGGUUUGGGCCAAAAUGAAAGGCUUUGGAUUCUGGCCUGCGAAAGUCAUGCAGAAAGAAGACAAUCAAGUUGAUGUUCGCUUUUUUGGCCAUCACCACCAAAGGGCUUGGAUUCCUUCAGAAAAUAUUCAGGAUAUCACCGUUAAUAUACACCGGCUACAUGUAAAGCGUAGCAUGGGCUGGAAAAAAGCAUGUGAUGAGCUAGAGCUGCAUCAACGUUUCCUUCAGGAUGGCAGAUUCUGGAAAUCCAAAAAUGAAGAUAAAGGAGAAGAGGAAGCAGAAUCGAGCAUUUCUUCUACCAGUAAUGAGCAACUAAAGGUUACUCAGGAGCCAAGAGCAAAGAAAGGAAGACGCAAUCAAAGUGUGGAACCUAAAAAGGAAGAGCCAGAGCCUGAAACGGAAGCAGUGAGUUCAAGUCAGGAAAUCCCCACAAUGCCUCAACCCACUGAAAACAUUUCAGUCUCAACCCAGACCAAGAAACUAAGUGCCUCUUCCCCUAAAAUGCUGCACCGGAGCACCCAGACGAAUAACGAUGGCAUGUGUCAAAACAUGUGCCACGAGAAAUACACCAAAAUCUUCAGCGACUUCAAGGAUAGAAUCAAGGCUGAUCACAAGAGGGAAAUAGAGAGGGUUGUGCGGGAAGCUGUUGAGAAGCUGCGUAUGGAAAUGGAGGAGGAAAAAAGGCAGGCUGUAAACAGAGCAGUUGCAAAUAUGCAGACUGAGUGUGACCGAAAGACAAAGCAGGUGAAGGAGAAAUGCAAGGAGGAAUUUUUAGAAGAAGUUAAGAAGCUAGCCAGUCAGCACAAGCAGCUGAUCUCUCAAACCAAGAAGAAACAAUGGUGCUACAACUGUGAAGAGGAGGCCAUGUAUCACUGCUGUUGGAACACUUCCUAUUGCUCCAUCAAGUGUCAGCAGGAGCACUGGCAUGCAGAGCACAAACGUACCUGUCGUCGGAAAAGAUGAAAGCUUCCUCACCCCACCAAGUUAUUGCCCUGAUUCAGUGCUCUCCUCUAACUCAGCAGGUGCUGGAGAUCUUCUCUGGUUUUUCAUGUUGAUUUCCAAGGGGUCAGAAUUAAUGUGAAUUCAUUCCCAUUUAUUAUUAUUAUUAUUGCACCAGCCUUUUCGUAAAUAAAUGUUUGCACAGUUAAAUUUCAGUCCUGUGUUUUAACACUCUGCUUCGGACUGUCAUCUCCUUGUGGCCCUCUUUUCCCUUCUUUUUGUCAGGAAGGCAAUUCAGAUCUCCACUGAAGCA
Messenger RNA from Protobothrops mucrosquamatus (brown spotted pit viper), 1978 nucleotides. RefSeq names its product zinc finger MYND domain-containing protein 11-like. Gene Ontology annotation, biological process: regulation of transcription elongation by RNA polymerase II. The record is from RefSeq and is a predicted model, not a curated record. The transcript is spliced from 13 exons. Gene Ontology annotation, molecular function: protein binding; transcription corepressor activity. Lineage: Eukaryota; Metazoa; Chordata; Lepidosauria; Squamata; Viperidae. Bases 1 to 1689 code for a protein of 562 amino acids.